GUGAAGGAGGGCCUGCAGCACUCGUGGAUGCUAGUGGCCGCAGCAGCCCUGGACAGCCGCAGUGAUCAUUACCCGGACUUGUCGGCUUUGGGCCCCCGGUGUCCAGUUUGCCGUCAGACCUUCCAGCCGCCACCUCACCGACCGCCGGACCCCCGUGAGGAUCCGGCAGCUUGGUUCGCCUUCUUCGACGAGGAGGGCUCGGGGUACCUGGAACGACAGCUCCUGGAGAAGGUGUUGCCAGCAGUGGUCCCAGUGGAUGCAGCAAAGUUAGAGGCUUCCCUUCGCGGCUCUCUGUGGCGUGAAUGGGACCCGGCCGGGGAGGGCCGGAUCUCGCGUAAGGCCUUCUGUGCGGAACGAGGGCUGCUGCACCGCUCUCAGAAGGUGCUAGGUUGGUAUGCGGGAGUCUCGAUUGGGGAUCUGAAGAUCUGCGUUCCGCCAUUGGGCUACGGCUGGGACCACUGGAAUGGGCAAGGCGGACGAGCAUGCAGCUUGAAAGAUGCAGCAUUUGCCCCUCAGGCCGAAGUGCUGCGUGCGGUGCUCAAAUCCUGUGGGACUUCGUCACUGGAAGCCUCCGCAGUGGCUGCCAGUCGCGAGUGGAUUGAGCGAUGCUGGCUGUUGUGGGAUCGAGACAAAAGCGGGCGCAUCUCCUUGAAGGAGUUCUGCGCCGAGGGUGGCUUAGCUGACAUGAUGUUGCAGCAAAGCACCCUUGCGGCGGCGAAGCGCGUGGUACGAAGGAUGGAGUUGGAGGUCCACGACCCUGCGGCUCUGGUCGCGUGUUGCCAGCAGCUGGUGGAAUGUGCUGUGGGCAUUCGCCCGGAGGAUGCUGUGGAGAGCUGGCCGGCCACGGCCUGCCGUCGCCUCCGGGAGCGCGCCUCGCACCAUGUGCGGCGCUGUGACCUGUAUCAUGCCCUGGGUGUGGGCCCUACAGCUUCGCAGCACGAGCUCCGCGAGGCUUACCUGCGCCGUGCCAAGCAAUACCAUCCGGAUGUAGCCGGGUCCUGCUCUGCCCGCUUCCAGCGAGUCCAACAUGCCUGGGAGACACUCCGAGAUCCUGCACGGCGGAGGGUUUACGACCACGGUCUCCCGGGAGGAACAGGAGGUGCCACGGCGCGACACCCCAACCCACAGCGACACCGAAACGGUUUCGCUGGAGACGGCCAUCCAGGAGCUGGCCAUCGCCACUGGUAUGAAGAUCUCAAGGCAUCGCACGAAGCCCGCUACAGAGAGGAGUCCCGCCGAAGGGAGCCUGGUGCAGGCUUUCAAACUCCACACGCGGAGAGGUUGCGCAGACAGACGCGGCAUUUCGAAGAGGUCAUGCGCGAGGUGGGGUCCAACCCGGACAUGAAGCAGUUUGUUGGAGCUGGAUUGCAGAUGAAGCUAUUGUGCCAGCUUGGUUUCAUCCUCGCUGCAAUGCUGAAUCUUCUGUUAUGGGCCUUUGCCAAGCAGCAGAAGUCGCGUGGUAGCAGCCGGCCUCCCACGGAGCUCGACCGGGUGCAAGUUCGCUUGCUGCAUGCACUCGUUGGCCUUACCAAUCGCGUGCCUGCGCGGGAGGAGUUCGAGGAAGUCUUGUCUCGGGGCGUCCAGCAAGUGGUGCUUGCGAUGCAGCGCAACAACGGCAGCGCCAAGCUUUUUGCAUGGGGUUGCAGGGCUCUGGCUGCUUUGGUGGUCCGUCCGCCAGCGCAGCCAGCAGACUCCCACACAUGGUCGUGGGCUGAUAAUGACUAUGGCAACAGCGUUUGCGGAGGUAGCAACAGCAACUGCAAUGCAAGCCAGCCGACUCUGGAGAAGAUGUUCAUUCUCCUGGACAAUAGCAAAGCGGUCACGGCCAACGAGUCAGGACCGCCGAUGGCCAAUGACGUGCCUUUGUGGCUGUUCGUCAUGCGCCAGUUCCUUCUUCUCGUGCCGAGGGAAGACCCGAAGGAGCCGAACGCCAAAUCCGUCGGUGGUCCCUUGCCCAUCGCCCCAGGAGCCCUCCGCGAAGCCGGAACUUGUGCUCUGGCGACGAUGCGACAUCUUUGCGACCACACAGGACCUGAAGCUGGCAACGCAGCUCUUGAGGAGCUCUUGGUAGUGCUCGAAAAGGACGAGCGAGGCAGCGCAGCUUUGCUGGCCUGGAUUUCCGCCGCUGUUGCAGCGCUGGCCGCAGAUGGUAGGGCGCUGGCCGAGGUCGCAGUGCAGGCCACCGCCACGGGGACGUCGGCCCCGAACCCCCGUGCCACAGGUAGCACGAGCUUGCUGCCCAGUCUCAGUAGCCUUCUCACGGCCUCGGCACGAGGGCUGAAGGCUACAGGCCCGGUGCGGCCACCCAGCUGCCCAGCCUUAGCUGCCCGCGUCGCCACGGGACUCCUUUCCAGUUUGCGUCGGAUACCGGCAACAGCUCGAAACGGGGCGGGCGGUGGCACCACGACGCCAGCUGGGGAUGGCAGCACUCGCGGGAGGGUCACCCUCCGGGACGGCCACAUCGCCGUCGGUGACGUUGUCAGGCUUCACAAUGACCUGGAACGUGCCAAGAGGGAGCAGGAGCCUCCUGAGCAUUUUGGUGGCUGGUGCGACAGGAUGGCAUUCUGCUUGGACUUCCCCGGCCGCGUCGUCGAGAUUCCACGGCGCUCGCCUAGAAUGCCGGAGGUCUUGCGCAUCUCCCAUGGGGCCCUUGGAUGUUGGUGCUGGAAUGCCAAAGCAGUCGCAGAGGUGAUCUCACAUGCAGGCCUGCUUCCCUUUGAAGAAGAUGAGUGCGGCCCUGGUGCAGCUCUGACGAUCGGCGAUGAGGUGCGCAUCGACGUCACCGUCGAGGAAGCGAAGCAGCUCCAGGUCAACCACGGUGGCUGGAACGAUCGCAUGACUCAGUGCUGUGGGCGCGUCGGGCGUCUCGAGGCCAUCGACAAAGCCGGGGACAUGAAGGUGCUGGUCCCAGGUGCCGGUGCCUUUGUGUGGAACCCUCGGGCGCUCCGGUCCCUCCAUGCACAGAGGUGGGAGUCGGCCCUUUGCGAAAGGCUUUGCGG
Symbiodinium necroappetens is the source of this 2999-nucleotide messenger RNA. NCBI's taxonomy places the organism in Eukaryota, Dinophyceae, Suessiales, Symbiodiniaceae. The record is from the annotation of a GenBank genome assembly.